UGGAUAUCAUGAUUUUUGACUACAAACGAUUCCCAUGCUGCACAGCCAUUGGAAUGACUUUUUAACCACCUUCCCAGAAAAUGCCCCUAGCUGGGCACAGUAGCGAAAGUGGACUUUCUUUCUCGGAUUUGUCCUGCCCAACCACAACUAACAUGUUUCCCUGAGGACACCCCCCUUUGACCCUGCAUGGACCCUGAAAAAAAAUAUUGACUGGUGAUCCGUUCUUUUUCUUGCUGUGGGGGCUAGUUUUUGGCUCAAGUCCAGCACGGUCCGGUUUGCACAAUUGGUCUUUAGGGUUUCUCUCGUGUGCCGCGACUAUGGCCAUGCAGGCUCAAUCUAUCACAUCUGUCAUUGGAGUGGAGAGUGAAUGCGUUGCUCCAAAAGCGCAUGACACCUACUUUGCCAAUGAGCCAAAUCUAAUUGCUCCCUUCGACUUCAACUAUGUGAUGAUACCAUCGUGAACACAUGAGAAUCCACUAGGUGGAGAACUGCAAGCGAACAGUCCAGGAUGUAUGUUCAGUGAUGAGUCAAGGAACCACGAUGGACUACGUCGCUAGUAGAAAUACGUACUCUUAAUGGAUGGUCCGCCUGGAGGUUGAACGCACCCACGGCCGAAGCCAAACCCCCGGAGGACGAACGUCUGGGGUUUACAGCGAGGGCUGAACGGCGAAACACCCAGUGAGUGUCCCACGGGCAUAGAUGCUGGGAACGGAUGCCAGGUGAGGUGAGUGUCCGGCAUAAAUAUGCUUUGCUUGCUGGGCAUGUGAUUGCUUCAAUUCUGAGAUUCAGAUCUGGGGAGACCCCGAGCAAUCAUUGGCUGUUGGUCUAUUUUCCUUUGACGGCUGUUCGAUGUACACACCCAUAUAUGAAGUCGUUCGCUACUUUUUGCACAAAGUUCACUCUGACUUGGGCCGUAGAGCACCGUCCACUUGAGGUCGCUUGUGCUUGAGCUUGUUCUGAAAACAAGUGGACUAAAAAGAUGAUGGACCGUAUUGCAAUGCUUCCAUUUUUUGAACUUAAUUUUCCCCAGAUGAACUUGGAUGCGUGGUUUGUCCUAAAGAACUUAACGCAAUGCUUCCAUUUUUUGAACUUAAUUUUCCCCAGAUGAACUUGGAUGCGUGGUUUGUCCUAAAGAACUUAACGCGUCUUCACACAUGGCCUCUUGAGAUCGAGCGCACCGUCUCGCGCGUGCUGAGGGGCAUGGCAGAGGUGUAUUUCAAUCCGGUGAUGUGGUGCUCCUGCUGUUGCUGCUACCCAUGUUUCUUGCAGAAGAACAUUGAGUGGGACGCGAGAUCUCAACACCUGGCGUUGACCGUUGAUGGCAUCCGGUAUGUGAAAGAAAAGAGGAAAAGCUGCUGCGGACUGCCUUGUACAGACAGAGGCAGGGAAAGCAAGACGGUUCCCUACGACAAGAUUACCGACUGCGACGUGCAGGAGCCAGCUGGCACUGCAUGCUGCUGUUGCAUCCAGAAUGUGCUGUCCGUCGUCAAUAUCGACACUGCCUCAAGCGGUGUGGGUGGCAACUUUGUGCUGCACGAGAUGAGCUUGCAGGGUCUGGCAGAUCCACAUGCGUUCAAGCACUCUGUUUGGGCCAUGAAGCGGCGUUUGGCACCCAGCGGUGCCCAGCCCACACAAAUGGGAAAGUCACUGAGUUCGCCUUGCCAGAUGGAGAUGCACAACGUUUUGCUGACAGAGAUCAGAGAUGAACUAAAGCUUCUGAACCAGAAGAUGGAUUGCAGAUGAGCAGGGCUUUGGGCUGCUUUGCAUUGCUUUGCAUGGCCACUGACAAAUGAAUUGCUUAGAAGAGAUGGUUUCACAGGGGGCGGGGUUUAACCAACCCAGUGCUCUAAACGUAAUUGCUUAGACCUCUUGUUGUGAUAUAUGCGGGCAGAGCAGCUUGAUUGUCAAUGACUGGAGUCAAUUUUGUCGAUACGAGGCUUUUUUGGGCAAAGCUCAAAUCAUUUAAAGCCUUGAAGUCUUUCCAUCCGGCUCUUUCUGUAAAGCUGGACGAACCUGGCUAAGAGCAGUUGAUAGUGAUAGAAUCUUAGUUCAGCUCGGCUGAACCUUGCUCCACCAGGUGUCGUGCUUCAAACGCCCUCGGGUGACAGAUUGGAGCCUCCGUCCGAUAGCCGGUGGAGAGAACUUUGCGAAGUCGAAGCCCGAUCCCUCCCCACCCUGUGCAGUGAACCUGGGGGGUGGUGGGCAAAUGAUUGGUGUUUAGCCAUGCCCCAAAAAGGACAGACUGACCUUGUGGGACACCCUCGCAGGUCAGUGGUUUGUACCAGCCAUGCCUUUCAGAGAUGUCCAUCUGCGGAACUGAGGAAAA
This is a messenger RNA of Durusdinium trenchii, 2326 nucleotides long. Lineage: Eukaryota; Dinophyceae; Suessiales; Symbiodiniaceae. The record is from the annotation of a GenBank genome assembly.